CAUUAACAAGGAACAAGAAUCUAAGUAAAAAGAAUGCCAAACUGUUUUAUUCUUUCAAUUAUUAGAUGUACAAUGAAAUCAUCAAGGUCAUCUACAUACACGUGUAAACACCAAAACAAUGAAUCACAAAAUAAUCAUCAUAAUCAUGAAUACCAUCGUCAUCAUCAUCAACAACAGCCAACCCUCCCAGAUAUCGAAUCAACAAACACAUCAACGACGAACAAAGCUAGAGAAAACACAUAAAACCCGGAAAAGAGAAAGAGAAAAGAAAACGCUACUCAACAAGACCAGAGGAUAAAAUAAAUGAAAUAGAUCCCGUCCGUCCGUCGGUGAAAAACAAGAUCAAGAGCCGAAGAGCCUCCACGUGGACGAAUUCCAACCGUAAGGUCUGUUUUCAAGCCAAGAACAUGGCUACCAAGGUUCCCGCGAGGGCAGAGCCAGCAACGAAGGACUUGGCAACGGAGAAUGCGGCGUUGGGUGGCGGGGGUGCUUCGCCGCCACCUGAGGGUGAAAUUCCGGGGGCGUUAGGUGCUGGUGGAGAGUCAGAAGGAGAAGACGGAGUGGGAGCUCCAGAUGGAGGAGAAGAAACUGGGGUAGGAGUGGGGGUAGGUGCUGGUGGUGUUGAUGUUGGUGGUGUUGAUACCGGUGCUGGUGUGGGUGUUGGUGUUGGUGGUGCUGCAGUGGGUGGUGGAGUUGCUGGUGUGGUGGGUGUAGGUGCCGGUGCUGAUGCGGGAGGUGGUGGUGGGGUGGUUGUGGGAGGCUGUGUAGGUGCACCGGCUGGGGCUUGCGCUAUGCAUGAUGUAGCCAGAAGCCCGAAGACAAGAAACAGUUGUACUGCAGCAGAACCCAUGUUCUGAGUGGAGAGAACAGAAACAGAAAAACUGAAACUUGCGUGUUAGAGAGAGAGAAAGGGUUGAGCAGUGGAAGAUGAUAAGGGAACAGAAUAUAUAAAAAGAGGGCUUGAGAGG
Molecule: messenger RNA, 968 nt
Organism: Vigna umbellata (rice bean)
Lineage: Eukaryota; Viridiplantae; Streptophyta; Magnoliopsida; Fabales; Fabaceae
Source: RefSeq, a predicted model, not a curated record